AUGGCCGGCGUAUUACGAUGGUACCAAGCCCGCCUCGCCGCCCGCCCCGUCCUCACCCAAUCCAUCACCACCGCCGUCCUCUUCGCAACCGGCGACACCAUGGCCCAACAAGCGAUCGAGAAACGCGGCCUCAAAGAACACAACCUCGCACGUACGGCGCGCAUGGCCAUCUAUGGCGGCGCCGUCUUCGGCCCCGGCGCCACCCUCUGGUAUCAGUUCCUGCAGCGCAAGAUAGUACUGCCCGGCCGACCGAACCUCCAGAUCGUGGCGCGGGUCGCGACAGAUCAGACGGUGUUCGCUAGUACGAACCUGUUCCUCUUCCUCAGCAGUAUGGCGAUCAUGGAGGGCAGUGAUCCGAAGAAGAAGCUGGAGGACAGCUAUUUCAACGCGCUGCAGAAGAAUUGGAUGGUGUGGCCCGUGGCGCAGUUUACGAAUUUCAAAUACGUCCCGUUGCAGUACCAGGUUCUGAUGGUGAAUCUGGUGUCGCUGGGCUGGAACUGCUACCUGAGCUUUCUCAAUUCUGCUCCGUCGGGCGCGCAUGUUAAGAACCCGACAUACCCGCCGGAUGUCUAG
Messenger RNA from Saxophila tyrrhenica, 573 nucleotides. It is a transcript of the gene SYM1, whose product is annotated as Protein required for ethanol metabolism. Bases 1 to 573 code for a protein of 190 amino acids. The transcript is spliced from 4 exons. The record is from RefSeq and is a predicted model, not a curated record. Gene Ontology annotation, cellular component: membrane; cytoplasm; mitochondrion. NCBI's taxonomy places the organism in Eukaryota, Fungi, Ascomycota, Dothideomycetes, Mycosphaerellales, Extremaceae.